This is a messenger RNA of Myotis myotis, 926 nucleotides long. It is a transcript of the gene DUSP19, whose product is annotated as dual specificity phosphatase 19. Gene Ontology annotation, cellular component: cytoplasm. Gene Ontology annotation, biological process: protein dephosphorylation; regulation of MAP kinase activity. The transcript is spliced from 4 exons. Bases 30 to 830 code for a protein of 266 amino acids. The record is from RefSeq and is a predicted model, not a curated record. Gene Ontology annotation, molecular function: JUN kinase phosphatase activity. NCBI's taxonomy places the organism in Eukaryota, Metazoa, Chordata, Mammalia, Chiroptera, Vespertilionidae.
AGGAGCCGGAAGUGUCAGUCUCCCGGGUGAUGCUGCCUGGUCACCUGGAGGGCUGUGCACUCCCGGGGCUGCAUUCGUUACCUGAGCUCCAAGGGACAAGCAGUUCAGCCCUUCUCUGUGCUGGCUGGGUUUGCUUGUAUUUGUUCCUAGUCACCGCUCAUGUAAUGCACUCCCUUAACCAGGAAAUUAAAGCAUUCUCCCGGAAUAAUCUCAGGAAGCAAUGCACCAGGGUGACAACGCUAACUGGAAAGAAAAUUAUAGAAACGUGGAAAGAUGCCAGAAUUCAUGUUGUGGAAGAAGUAGAGCCGAGCAGUGGGGGUGGUUGUGGUUAUGUGCAGGAUCUUAGCUUGGACCUGCAAGUUGGCGUUAUUAAGCCAUGGUUGCUCCUGGGGUCACAAGAUGCUGCUCAUGACCUGGAUACACUGAAAAAGCACAAGGUGACUCAUAUUCUCAAUGUUGCAUAUGGAGUUGAAAAUGCUUUCCUCAGUGACUUUAUAUAUAAGAGCAUUUCUAUACUGGAUCUGCCCGAAACCAAUAUCCUGUCUUAUUUUCCAGAAUGUUUUGAAUUUAUUGAACAAGCAAAAAUGAAGGAUGGAGUGGUUCUAGUCCAUUGCAAUGCAGGGGUUUCCAGGGCAGCUGCAAUUGUGAUAGGCUUCCUGAUGAAUUCUGAAGAAAUCUCAUUUGCCACUGCUCUUUCUUUGGUGAAAAAUGCAAGGCCUUCCAUAUGUCCAAAUGCUGGCUUCAUGGAACAGCUCCGUACAUACCAAGAGGGCAAAGAAAGCAAUAAGUCUGACAAAAUACAGGAAUUAGAAGGAGACAACAGUUCAUGAGUUACAUUCUAGCAGAUGAUGGACAACUAGUUUCUGAAUUGGCUUCUAUAACCACCUUUCCCCUUUUUGUAGACUAAUAAAAACUUCCUUUUCUCU